UGCAGUAGGAGAUUGAGGAGGAAGAGAGCUGUGGAGGACCGACAGUAUGAGUACUACGAAGACCUCUUUGAUUUUCCAGAGGACCCGGAGAAUUGGAAGGAGGAGGAUGUGAUGGAGUAUUGGGCUGAUGCUCCAUUGGAGAUGACCAAGCCUGGUUGGGACCCCGAUUGGGCUGACGAGGAGGAUUGGGAGAUUGUUAGACAGGAGAUUGCUGCUGGGAGAGACCCUCCAAUUGCCCCGUUUUACGUUCCCUAUAGAAAGCCUUAUCCGGUCAUACCCGAUAACCAUUACGAUAUUAAGAACCCAAAAGCUGUGAUUGAAGAGUUGGAUAGGAUUGAGGAGUUUCUCACUUGGGUCAGCUACAUUUUCCCGGAUGGAAGCUCGUAUGAGGGCACUGUUUGGGAUGAUUUGGCUCAUGGCAAAGGCGUUUAUCUUGCUGAACAGGGAUUGGUCAGGUAUGAAGGUGAAUGGCUUCAAAAUAACAUGGAGGGUCAUGGUGUUGUGGAAGUUGAUAUCCCUGACAUAGAACCUAUGCCAGGUUCCAAGCUUGAAGCACAAAUGCGUGCUGAAGGGAAAAUAAUAUCACGAGAUUAUGUGUCCCCAGAAGAUAGAGAAUGGUUGGAGAUGGAUAUAGAAGACAGUGUUGCUUUGGCCGGAGAUAGCUACGAGAUACCUUUCUAUGAGAGGGACGAGUGGAUCAAUGUAUUUGGGAGGAAGCCGGAGAAAGGUCGUUAUCGAUAUGCUGGUCAGUGGAAGCACGGCAGGAUGCAUGGAUGUGGUGUAUAUGAAAUCAAUGAGCGCACUGUCUUUGGUAGGUUCUACUUUGGGCAACUACUGGAGGAUGAUUAUGGCUGUGAUGCAGAUAUAUCAGCGCAACCCCAUAACAAAUUGACCAAAGGAAUAAUAUCCUUCCACACUUUAUGGAUCAGUAGGCAAUAGACUCUCUAACGAGGAAGAUAUCUUCUGAGAAUGUUGAGGAUCAUGUUCAACCCCAAGAACUAAAGCAAUAUUUUGAAAGGUACAAUCUAAAAAGUGAUUAUUUAUUGAAGAGCACCCAAAGGAAAUUUAGGAGUGAUUCGCUACACUAAUUCCAACGAUGCUAGUAGCUCAUGUGAAACUGAUAAUACUAUAAGAACUACUUUUAAUAUUAUUAUUUUUAGGAUUUGUUGAACUACUUUUAAUAUUUACUUUUGUUUACAUAUUAAUUAUAAAAUUUCAUUUUAAGUGUUUAAAUGGAGAAUUAUUAAAGUUGACAAAUGUUUAACUCAUAAGAGAUUUGAUUUAUAGAAUGAUAGCGCAAGGAUCAGAAGAUUUGUUCAUACAAAGUAAAUGUGGCCACCAAAAGCAGUCCUGAUUAGUCCUGAUUAGGAGUGUUUUCUAAUUGGUUUUUUUUUUUGUUCAUUACCUUCUAAAUUUUGGUUUGAUUGAUUUUGUGAAUUCUGAUGGAAUAGCGAUUUUGUAAAUUGAUAUCCUAAACUCUUAAAUUUUUUGGUAGUGGGCUAUUUUCUAGUGAAUUUGAUUAUUAGUUGUUUUGGUGUA
Molecule: messenger RNA, 1539 nt
Organism: Humulus lupulus (European hop)
Lineage: Eukaryota; Viridiplantae; Streptophyta; Magnoliopsida; Rosales; Cannabaceae
Product: protein TIC 100-like
Exons: 8
Cellular component (GO): cytosol
Source: RefSeq, a predicted model, not a curated record